AUGCCCCCCCAAAUCAAGCAAGACCUGAACCGCUCCGGCUGGGAAACCACCGACUUCCCCUCCGUUUGCGAAAACUGUCUCCCCGAGAACCCCUACGUACAAAUGAUAAAACAAGACUACGGCGAAGAAUGCAAGAUCUGCACCCGACCCUUCACAGUCUUCAAAUGGAAAGCCGACCGCACCUCGCGCAGCAAACGCACCAACAUCUGUCUGACCUGCGCGCGCCUCAAGAACUGCUGCCAAUGCUGCAUGCUUGAUCUAAGCUUCGGCUUGCCUAUUGUAGUCCGCGAUGCCGCGCUGAAGAUGGUAGCGCCGGGUCCGCAGAGCGAGGUUAAUCGAGAGUAUUAUGCGCAGGAGCAUGAGAAGGAAAUUGAGGAUGGGCGGGGGGGCGUUGAGGCAUACGAGAAGACUGAUGAGAAAGCUAGAGAGCUUUUGAGGCGGUUAGCGAACAGCCAGCCUUAUUUCAAGAAGCAGAGACGGAUUGGUGGGGUGGAGGGGGAGGGUGUUGGAGAGAGUGCGUCCGCGUUGCAAGGUGGUGCAGGACCUAUCCGAACACGAGAUACCAGGGGAGGGGGCGCAAGUGCAAGGGGUGCUGGGGCGGGACGCGGUGGGAGGGGUGGGACGAGGGGUGGGAGGAGCUUCCCCAGUGCGGCUCAGCUUCCUCCUACUGAGCAGGACAUCUUACCGCCGCGUGAUCAAACUGUCAUGUCGUUGUUCGUUACUGGCGUGGAGGAUGACCUGCCAGAGCAUAAGAUUCGGGAGUUCUUUUCUCCCUAUGGAAAGCUUCGGUCCUUGGUCUGCUCGCACAUGUCGCAUUGCGCCUUUAUUAACUAUGCUACGAGAGAAGCGGCCGAAGCUGCUGCUGAAGCAUUGCAGGGAAAGGCUGUUAUUGCUGGAUGUCCGUUGAGGGUACAGUGGGGACGACCGAAACCUAUUGGCACUAUGGAUAGAGAUGAGCGAAUAGCUACUGGAAGGGAAGGGAGGUCGGCGUUUUCGAAUCCAAGGCAGAGGGCCGCUAUGGAAGGUGGUGAUGGACAAGGAGGAUAUGCUCAGCCACCACCAAAGGAUGAUCUUGCGAAUAUGUCUGCUGUUGCUCCUCCACCUGGGGCAAGCGAUGUUGAUACAAUCAUGAAUCCCGGUAGACCACCAAGGUCCCUUGAUUAA
Lachnellula hyalina is the source of this 1164-nucleotide messenger RNA. RefSeq names its product Pre-mRNA-splicing factor (gene slt11). Gene Ontology annotation, cellular component: Prp19 complex; U2-type catalytic step 1 spliceosome; U2-type catalytic step 2 spliceosome. The record is from RefSeq and is a predicted model, not a curated record. The coding region runs from base 1 to 1164 and encodes 387 amino acids. Gene Ontology annotation, molecular function: U6 snRNA binding; pre-mRNA binding. NCBI's taxonomy places the organism in Eukaryota, Fungi, Ascomycota, Leotiomycetes, Helotiales, Lachnaceae. The transcript has 2 exons.